CGGCAGCCUGUCUGUCUGCCCGAGCGCAGCCCCGCCGCCUCUCUCCGGCGGCGGGUGCUGUACCGCGCCGGCCCCUCAGCGCCGCCGGCAGCGAAAACCUGACCGCCCCACCUCCAGGCGGCGGCGGCGGCAGCGGCGGCCCCAGCGGCCCCAGCCCCGUCCCGCGGAGCCCGGGCGGCGCCCGGGCCGGGGGCCGGGGCCAUGCACUCGGUGCGGCGCUGAGCACUGCGGCGGCGAAGCGGAGCCUUCUCCUCGCCGGCGGUCCCCGACCUGCGUGCGAGCGGGGCCGCGCCGGCCGCCGCCGCCCCCCAUGACCCUGCGCUCCGCCGGGUCCCUGGAGAGUGCGGAGGGCUCCCGGGCGGGCUGGCGGCACCCCGGUGCGGCGGCGCCUGCUGCCGAGGAGUCCCGUGGGGCGGCGCAGCUGGCCGCGGCUAUGGAGGAACUGCGGCGGGCAGGAUGGUACUGGGGCAACAUGACUGUUGCUGAAGCCAAAGAGAGAUUACAGGAUGCCCCCGAAGGGACCUUCUUGGUUAGGGAUAGCUCACAUUCAGAGUAUCUACUGACUAUUUCGGUAAAAACAUCAGCGGGACCGACCAAUUUGCGUAUAGAAUAUCAAGAUGGCAAGUUUAGACUGGACUCUAUCACUUGUGUCAGAUCUAGACUUAAACAGUUCAACAGCGUUGUGCAUUUGAUUGAGUACUAUGUUCUUAUGUGUAAGGACAGAACCGAAACACCUUCUAAUGGAACAGUUCAUCUUUACUUGAACAAACCCCUCUAUACAUCUGCUCCAUCUCUGCAACAUCGCUGCAGAAUAACUAUAAACAAAUGUACAAAUCAGAUCUGGGAGCUGCCAUUACCAACGAGACUAAAAGAGUACUUGAAAGAGUACCAAUACCAGGUAUAAAUAUCUUUUCUAAAUGCCUCUAAUGUAGAGUAACUUUUAAAUGCAGUUCUUAAAAUCAGCCAAAGACUGAGCAAUCAGUUGUACAACUCAGCAUGGAAUUCACUGUCAAAACAGUGGCAGUUCUGGGGGAAAGGUUUUUAUUUCAGAUGCCACAAAGGGAGACUUUAUGUAGAAUAAUCCCAGCUUGCAUCCUCGGGGGUUCAACAAGGUAGCGUGCUAUUCUUGCUAGGAGAGAGAAGCCAGGAAUCUGUCCAGAUUGUGUUGCUUUGUCAAUGGCAUGAAAUACUGCACUAUCAAAUGCUAACUGAAAAAGUGGGACCGGGAGAGACUGCAGAAGUGGUCAGAGACCUAUGAGAGUGCAUAAGUAUCUCAGUUGUCUGAUUCCAAAAUUAAUUUGGUGCUGGUGUUCAUAUAAUACUGAAAGCUUAACUGGAUCACACUGUGAUAACCUUGCCAAAGUUAUGCAACUAAUCAAAUCCAGUCAAAAAAGUGAUCAUGUAUUCAGUUUUUAUUGAACUAUAAUUCUUGUGCUUUUCUGCAAGUAAAGGAGUACUGUAAGUCAUCAGUUUAAAACACUGUUUUUCAAAAUUCUCUAAAAGCUGACCUUCAGGAGAAAUGCACAUCUUUCGCAGGAACCCAGUAUGUUGCUGAUUAUACCAGAUUGGUAUCCCAGAAUCUUUAACAUGUUAACAUCUUCCCAGUGGUGAUAUAUCCAUGUUAUUACUAUUAAGCCUUUUUUGGUUGAGGCUUUAGGAUGCUGCAGACUUGCAGUUGCUCAGUUCCAAUGUCAGAACAUGGAUAUCAGCAGUUACAGCUGUCUUCUACAGUGUAGAAUGUUCUUUUCAGCUUGUUUCCCAAAAUAUGGGGAAAUAUGAUGGGGGGGUUUAUGGGGUUGGAGGGGAUUGGGUGGGGGUUUUUCCUUUUUUUUCCUUUUUCUUCUAGUUCACCAUUGUAGCUAUCAGGCUAUUAUUCAAUAAAGUAAAUCAAAUUGCACAAUAAUCUCCCAAUCUUUGUAUGUAUGGAUUUGCUGCUAUUCAGGAAACCGAUCUUACGAACCUAUAUUGUUUCCCAGCUAAUACUCAAAUAAAUGUGCAUGAACCGGUGAGGAUGAAUACCACUGCUUUGCCUUGUGCUGCUGCUCAAAGGUAUAGCUGGAUUAUGUACAGAUUAGUGGCUUAGAGGCUGCUGAAUUCCUGUAGUUAGGUAUUAAUUAGCACACAACAUUGCUUUUUCUGUUACAGCAGUCCUCCAAAUGGCAAGAAGGGACUAAGACCCUCAGUACCUGUUCCUCAGUUUAAACGUAAAGUAUUUCAAAGAAGAAAUAUCCAGGAUGAGAGUAAUAGGAGAGCAGUAAAGAGAGAAACAAGGACAUAUAUUCAUCCUCGGUCAACAAUUUCAUAGUUUUAACUCUUUCCCUCGCUUACUUUUUAAUUAAAGCAAAUUGACCUGUGUUUGAACAAGGAAGGCUGUCAAGACUUGCUGUAAUCUAGCCCUGCCCAGGCUGAAAUGGAAACAACAUAAAAUAAUCUUUGUUUUCCUUGUGACUUAACUGCUCUGUAGUACUGUCAAGAUGCUCUGUCCUUUCUCAUAAGCUCUAGGGCACUGGCUGUCUUACUCUGUUGCACCUGAAGUCCCAGUGUUACGCACUCAGUUUUGUCAUUCACUUGUCCCUUGACACAAGGGACACACCAAGAACUCGAGGCAGAGGGAAUGGUCCCUUGGUAUGGCAAAUACUUGGUGUGUUGUUCUCUCCGUGGAAAAGCUGGCUUUUGUUCCUCCUCCUCCACAGUUUCAAUUCUCUUUCCCUGUUUUUAAUACAAACUUUAGUAUAGAAAUGGGGGGAGUUUUCUCCUGAAAAACAAAACAAAAGCCUUUGUUAUGUAACAUUCACCCCACCCCCACCCACCUCCUCCCCACGCUCUGCCAAAAUGUAGCAGAUCGUUGGAAGUUUUUCACAGAACACCGUGACCACCCUCGGGUUUCCAUCCCAGAACAGCUCUUGUAGUCCAGGUAUGUAUCAUAAUCACACGGUUCUUCUGUCUUGCUAGGAUCUGCCACCCUGACGCUGCGGAGCUUUUCCCGUGAACAGUGCCUGUGAAACAACUGUAUUCCCGGGAACACUUUUUGUUCUGAUGAAUCUGUUUUCUUACAGUUCUUCAGUCUACCUCUACCUUGAGAUGAGAUAGCUGCUAUACGGAAUAACUUGUUACAGUAAGAAACCCUCUAAGCUGCUGCGACGUUAACCUUCUACUACUGGGCAUUUUUAGCCAAGGUGAUACUUCGCUGUGAUAAGCUUGGGGUCUCAGCGGUGAACGUGUUAUACUAAGGUCCUUUAAAAUAAUUUCCCUCCAGCUAGCCCCUGGCCUGGGGAUUUAAAAUCAUGAAUACCAAUGCUGGAACAAGCAGAUUGAGAAGAGCUUUGAGCUGCAAUGAGACAGUCGUGUUGUACGUGUAAGAAAUGAUUCAUGGCUCGUUGCUGGCAGCCUGCUGUAAGUGGUGACAGGCCAGGUACACCCCACGGCAGAACCAGGCUCUAAGGAACAACAUGCGGCAGAUGCAGGGCAGCUCACCGGGCUUCUUGUUCGCAGUUCUCCAAAGCACAAGGACAAACGGCAGCCUGAAGACAAGGAGUGCUAGCAAAGUGAAAGGUGUUGAUUCUUGCAAAUAAUCAAGAGUAGUUACUGUGAUGUGGAAUCAAGUCAGCAAACCCUGAGAUGAUAUUAUUAUACUGACUUAUACUUCGUAUCAUUUGUAUUAGUUACUGUGAGGGGAAGUAGGGUCUGUAGCUAUGGUGUGCUGGAAGUAGUGAACAAUAUUUUGAACAGACUGGAGGGGGAACUAGUCCUCUUCGUAUGAAAGCAUAGUUCUUGUCCUCAUUAGGAUGCCAGCCCUAGGGUUGAUGCAUUGCACCAGUAAAACUAAACCACACUAUAGCUCGCUGAAAGCUCAGCUUCAUUCUAACGCGGCACAGAGGAAUGACUUGUUCUGGUACAAAAAAAUCUAAGGAUAGUGCACGAUUAGAUUACAGUGGUGUAAAAAUCUUGCACGUAGACCUUGUGAAUUUUCAGGCACAAUCAUGUUGUCCAAACAUUUUUAAAAUGUUCCAGCAUUCCAGUGCUGUUUUUUUUUUUUGUUGGUGGUUUUUUUUUUCUUUUAACUUUAUGGAUGUUGUGGCUUGUUGGCAGACUAGUUUUAAAUUGCUGGCCCUUCAGAGUCCAAAAAUUGCUUCUAACUGAUACAUGUCAUCUUGAGUUGCUAGUAGAGAGUGUCCAGUAAAGCCCGUUUCACAGUUUCAAUGCCCGUGAGUCAAUCAAAAAUCAUGAUAAGGACUUUAAUCCUAAGCCUUUUUUUUUUUACCCCACGUGUUGGUUUGGCUUUUCAUUUUUGAGUCUUGAGGUAUCACAUUUUCUAGCUUAUACCUGCAAUGUUAGUUGCUGAAAACCUCUUCAUUUUAAUUAAAGGAAAGCUGAGAACCCAACAACCCUAGAAGGUGAUGCUUGGGAAAAAAAAAACCAACACCUGAAACUGCAAGAUGAAUGAUGAAAAUUAAAUUGGUGAUUGUAUUUAGUUUAGGACUAAACCUAGAAGAAGUGUGAACUAUGGCUCCAUUUUAGUUGUAUGGCUAUUUCUGUGCUGCUAGCAUUAUCACCAGAGACAGAAAAUGGUUCAAGUACAAGACGGGUAGGUAGAGUGGGAAUGUAACCACGCAGCUGUGCCCCAUGCAUUAGAAGUAAUUUUAUUUUAAUCUGAUAUCAUCAGUAUUGUCCUAAUUAUAUUUUAUGUAACUGCAUUCUAGAUAAACAAUAUGUAAUUAUAAGUGAGAAGGGAAAAUUGUUCACUAGAAUAUGGUAUCUGUGUAUCUUAAAACAAUCCAGAACUUACUCCUCACUAAAAAUUGUGGAGCUUUAGAAUCUGAGAUGUUACUAAGUCUCAUCACCUUAAGAAAACAGAAUCUACAUACGAUAGGAAGAACGGGGUUCUGUAGCUGCAUGAAUUCCUAUAUCUUAUCCACCUCUUGUGUCUCAGCAAAGUGUUCCUGUAGGUAAACUACCUUGUUAAAGUUCGUAGAAAAACUUUACUUACCUACAUGUUCUAUUCAAGAGCUUUUUCUUGUAUUCCUGAAAAAAUUCCUGUGGGUUUUUUUUCCUUUGGCUUAAGAUCUAGCAGAAACUAAGUCCAGUGGUGUCAGGGUUUUGUUCUUCUUAAGCCAAAACACGUGAUGGAAAUGGGAAGACAUACCUUUAGAUGUGGGUGUCGUGUCUAAGAGUCUUUUAAAAUAAAGUAAAAUAAAACUUC
Messenger RNA from Falco peregrinus (peregrine falcon), 5200 nucleotides. It is a transcript of the gene SOCS2, whose product is annotated as suppressor of cytokine signaling 2. The transcript has 3 exons. Gene Ontology annotation, biological process: intracellular signal transduction; phosphatidylinositol phosphate biosynthetic process. Gene Ontology annotation, molecular function: 1-phosphatidylinositol-3-kinase regulator activity. The record is from RefSeq and is a predicted model, not a curated record. Gene Ontology annotation, cellular component: phosphatidylinositol 3-kinase complex. NCBI's taxonomy places the organism in Eukaryota, Metazoa, Chordata, Aves, Falconiformes, Falconidae. Bases 311 to 904 code for a protein of 197 amino acids.